Messenger RNA from Aedes albopictus (Asian tiger mosquito), 1031 nucleotides. Its product is annotated as shematrin-like protein 2. The transcript is spliced from 2 exons. Bases 427 to 927 code for a protein of 166 amino acids. The record is from RefSeq and is a predicted model, not a curated record. NCBI's taxonomy places the organism in Eukaryota, Metazoa, Arthropoda, Insecta, Diptera, Culicidae.
UAUAAACUCUCGGUCAAAAGUUGCUGAAAUUUUUGGUCGGAAUCUACGUGAUAUGGAACGAAUUCAAAUCAAGCGUUGGAUUCAAGAGUGGAUAGGAUAUUAUCCUAUUAGGAUAAGAUUUAACCCAGUAAAAAUACCAAUUGACAUAGAGCCUACGAAGCAAUAAAGCAAUUGAAAACGAAAAGUGAACCAUGUGUCAUGUUUUUCGCCUUGGUCUUCCCACGGUUGACCGAUUCCGCAGGUAUAUGAACCAACGAACUAUUGCCGAGAAAUGUCAACUUCCUGAGACACAGCUCCUGAAUCGAUUCAAUUACCAACAUUUGGUAUAAAUGUUGAAGUAGACUUGGAUGCCAUCAUCAGUCAACUACAAGCUUAUUCUUUUAGAACAUCAUCAGUUCAGUUCAAUCGAUCCAAUUGCAUAGAAAAAUGAAGUUCUUCAUAGCAUUCCUGGCCCUGGCUCUGGCGGCUGCUGAAGCUGGAUACGCGCCGGCUGCGGUUCCAGUCGCUACUUCGGUUUGGCCUGCGUACGGUGUGUAUGGAAAGGGUGCCGUUUCCGCUUGGCCUUAUGGUCACGAUGGCUGGAACAACGCCGCCGGUUGGAACACCUGGAACAAUGGCUGGAAUAGCUGGAGCGACGAUGGUCAUAGUUCGUACGGAUACCCUGGUUAUGCCGCCGGAGCCUGGUCUCCUGCUAACUAUGGUCACAAGACGGUUGUAGUGCACGCCAAUUCGGGAAAGACGGCCUACCCCUACGGACUGCCGUGGGGAACCUACGGUGCUGGAGUUCAUGGAUGGACUGGCCAUCAUGGUGGUUAUCUGCCAACCAUUGUCCCAGUGUCCAAACAGGUUGCUGCCACCCCCGGAUCAGUUCAUGUGGCUGCGGUCCCGGUUGGAGGUGAAAAAGUGGUUGUUGGUAAAACUUGGUAAAUGCGAGGAAUGACUAAGGGUUCAAAUGGGCUUUGUGAACAAUGGAAAAGAUAUCCAGAAAUAUAUUGAAAUACCGUAAAUACGAAAUACAUGUUUUAUUGAAU